UCUGCAACCAUUGAGCUGCCUGGCGCCAUCCUGAAAGAAUGCCUUCACUGUAAAAAUAAAGAGAGAAAGAGCGAUGGAGUAAGAGUAAGACGGAGAGAGCUGCUGUUGCUGCUUAAUACAGAUUUGAUCUUUGAGUUUUAAAUUCGCUUUGGUCCAGUUUGCGGUAACCCAUCUUCGGGCGAGCGAGAUCGAUUCUGAACACGCGCAACCACUUGUUGCCUCUUCUACUCAAUACCGAAACUGUAGGGGAAAAGCAGAGAACCUCAAUGUGGAAUUGGAAAAGACUGUGGACAUAGAUACGAAAGCGUAGGAGUGCGACCAUGUCUCAAUGUGAUCGACAGAUAUUUAUCUGAAUAGAGAAGACACCUGUGGAUUUAAUAUCACAGGACAUCGGACACAUACUUUCUUCCUUUUCGAACUGCGUUAUAUUCGAUCAUUUUUGUGCGCAUGUUUAAUUGACAAUGGAAGUAACCGCGGAUCAGCCUCGGUGGAUGAGCCAUCAUCACCCUGGGGUACUGAACGGUCAGCACCCUGACUCGCACCAUCCGGGCCUCGGCCACUCAUACAUGGACCCCUCGCAGUAUCCUCUCCCGGAUGAUGUGGAUGUACUGUUUAAUAUCGACGGGCAGAACAACCACGUCUCUUCGUACUACGGAAACACAGUCAGAGCCGUCCAGAGGUAUCCACCUCCCCCUCACAGUAGUCAGGUCUGUCGCCCCCCCCUCCUUCACGGCUCGUUGCCUUGGCUGGACAGCGGCAAAACCCUCGGCUCGCACCCAGGCGCCUCCCCAUGGAACCUGGGCCACUUUCCCAAGAACCCGCUGCAUCACGGCUCCCCGGGAGCACUCUCGGUCUACCCACCGGCAUCAUCGUCCUCCUUGUCGGGGGGACACUCCAGUCCGCACCUCUUCACCUUCCCCCCGACCCCCCCUAAAGACGUCUCGCCAGAUCCGAGUAUAUCGACCCCUAACUCAGGCAGCUCAAAUCGCCAGGAGGAAAAAGAGUGCAUAAAAUACCAAGUAUCCCUGGCUGAGAGCAUGAAGCUGGAGUCAGCCCACAACCGAAGCAUGGCCUCCAUCGGGGCGGGAGCCUCUUCCGCUCACCAUCCCAUCCCCACUUACCCGUCUUACGUCCCCGAAUACGCCCCAGCAAGCCUCUUCCCACCAAGUAGCCUGAUUGGCGGGUCGCCUUCCAGUUACGCUUCCAAAGCAAGACCAAAAACAAGGUCAUCUUCAGAAGGCAGAGAGUGCGUUAACUGUGGAGCCACUUCGACCCCUUUGUGGAGGCGUGAUGGCACGGGUCACUAUUUGUGUAACGCGUGUGGACUCUAUCACAAGAUGAACGGGCAGAAUCGCCCCCUCAUCAAACCCAAGCGAAGACUGUCGGCCGCAAGAAGGGCAGGAACAUCAUGCGCAAACUGUCAGACGACCACGACCACAUUGUGGCGACGAAAUGCCAACGGAGACCCUGUGUGCAAUGCCUGCGGGCUUUAUUACAAACUGCACAAUAUCAAUCGCCCCCUGACCAUGAAGAAGGAGGGCAUUCAAACCAGGAACAGAAAGAUGUCCAGCAAGUCAAAGAAGAGCAAAAAGUCACAGGACAGCAUGGAUGAGUUCUCCAAGAACUUCAUGGACAAAGGAAGCUCCUUCAGUCCCGCAGCUCUGUCCAGGCACAGCGUCUUCCCGCCCUUCUCCCACUCAGGUCACAUGCUUAGCACCCCCACGCCCAUGCACCCUUCUUCCAGCCUGCCCUUCGCUCCUCAUCACCCCUCCAGUAUGGUUACAGCUAUGGGCUAGACACGCCCACUCUACCAAGGCCACGCCCACCUAUGCCCUCUUUUCCUCCUCUGAAGACGAGAGACUUCUCUUUUCUUUUUAAAACGUGAGGGGCACAUCAUUGGACCUGAGGGCCCGGUAGACUGAAUGUUUGCCCCCCCCCCCCCUUUUUUUUGAGGACCAUUGGGUUGUCCUACUUGAGAGGAGGGAUGGAAGGAGCUUGUCUUGUGAGACUCUCAAGCGUUCGCCCAACAGCUGAAUCGGGAUUUAAUCUCCGUGCAGAAGCUAUUAUCUGAAAGAGAUACUCCGAGCCUAAAAGAAAACUUCACAGUCUUAAGUAGGCUUUUUUCCAGAACCUGUGAAACAGGAAUCCCUCGUGCUGUGAACUCUGAAUAUAUUUGUACAAAUUGUAUGAAAUACGGCCUAUUUAACGAAGACUUGUUAAUUAAAAUAUGCCUAUGGGCGGCAACGAUGAGAAGGGUACGAGUCGGGGCACCAGGGGGAUCCAUCCAGCACAGAGAGGUGGGGAGGCCUGCAGGCAGUAGACACACCCCCCCAUUCACUCGCCAAAGGCUCCUCGAUGCAUUAAAACUGCCAGGCAGGCAAAUUAUGUCAAUGGCAGGAAUUUCCAUUUGGUAUGAUGGUUUGACACACACAAACACACACGCAUGUACACACACCUAUCGAAAGACAUUUUUCCAGCUCACAGAUUAUAUGCAUUGUGAAAAAAGUUCCAUGUAUUUGUUAUUUGUAUGUAUAAUUAAGAGUACCAAAAAUAUGAAACAAAGAUGUAGAAUUAUUUCUGUAUGUCACACAAGCUGAAUGGUUGUAAAAAAUUUAAUAACUGCUAGUGUAAAAAAGACUGCAUUUUGUUUCGUAAUAUUUUUCUCUUUCUUUUGAAAAAAUAAACUAGUUAAAAUUCUGUUGACACUGUAUUAGCUUCUUAAGGUAAAAAAAAAACACUUACUCUGGUUUGUGUGGUGUGUGAUGUUUCACUCAUGGUUCAUAUUUACCCAGCAUGCACUGCAACAGACCCAUCACCCCACUGACAGGAAGUACAGAAAUAAACAGUGACACUUUGGGAGGUUUCGCAUCCUGCAUGCCCCAGUUCAGCACUGUGCUCCCUUCCAUGUAUAUCACUGUGAAUAUUGGAUUUUUCUGCCCAAAUCAAUUUGAGAAAAUAAUCCAUUAUACCUGGAGACACAUUGGUUAGUGAAGGACAUUUUGAUGCACAAUUGUUUUUUGUUUUUUUUUUCUUUUAAUAAUAAUUCUUUGGGUAAGUCCUAUUUAUGGUGGGUAGCAGGCAGAGAUGAGCUGGAAGUAGUUUGAACAAAUGUAAAAAGUGAAAGACCAUAACUCUGCAUAAUCAUAUUUCUCAAACCAUAAUACUUAAUUUAUUAUUAAACCAAAUGAAAAAUGACAACAUUACAUUGUUUUUUUUUUAAUAUUUAUUCAGAUUGAUUUAAACAUAUAUAUUGUGUUAGAUGCAAAUGGGAUGAGAAAAUAUAUUGUGAAUAUUUGUUUUUGAA
Molecule: messenger RNA, 3304 nt
Organism: Paramormyrops kingsleyae
Lineage: Eukaryota; Metazoa; Chordata; Actinopteri; Osteoglossiformes; Mormyridae
Product: transcription factor GATA-3
Biological process (GO): cell fate commitment; positive regulation of transcription by RNA polymerase II; embryonic organ development
Cellular component (GO): nucleus
Molecular function (GO): zinc ion binding; RNA polymerase II cis-regulatory region sequence-specific DNA binding; DNA-binding transcription factor activity, RNA polymerase II-specific
Source: RefSeq, a predicted model, not a curated record